Molecule: messenger RNA, 1998 nt
Organism: [Torrubiella] hemipterigena
Lineage: Eukaryota; Fungi; Ascomycota; Sordariomycetes; Hypocreales; Clavicipitaceae
Source: the annotation of a GenBank genome assembly
CCUGCUAUUCACAUUUACAUUCUAAUUCCUCCAACCCGUUUCCUCUUGUACUGGUCAAUGGCGCCCUCUCCCCCGCCACGCUGACUUUACCUGACCACCUGGACGGCCUUGUUUGCCCCUCCCCCACCAUUAGCUCCUCCUGCAGCUACGGCUGGUGACCCCCCGUGCCCCCCAAUUCGGCCUCUGCCGGACUCGGCCACCUUUACGAAAAUCCUUCAACGUUUUUUUUAAACCUUCCAAACCACACCACACCAUUCUGUCUUUUCUUUUCUUGUUUUUGCUUCGCUCUAGCAAUUACUAACGCUCACUCAAAGAAACACCGCCAUCAUGUCUCGCUUCCACGCCACCUCUACCGAUUCGGCCAUUGCCGCCGAGAACGAGUUCGCCGCUCACAACUACCACCCUCUUCCUGUUGUCUUCGCCAAGGCACAGGGUAUCAAUGUCUGGGACCCCGAGGGCAAGCAGUACAUGGAUUUCCUCUCUGCCUACUCUGCUGUCAACCAGGGCCACUGCCACCCCGAGCUCGUCAAGACUCUCUGCGAACAGGCCGGCCGCCUCACCCUCUCUUCCCGCGCUUUCCACAACGAUGUCUUCCCCAAAUGGGCCGAGAAGGUCCGCCAGGUUUUCGGUUACGACAUGGUUCUCCCCAUGAACACCGGUGCCGAGGCCGUUGAGACUGCCAUCAAGAUUGCCCGCAAGUGGGCUUACAAGGUCAAGGGCGUUGAGAAGGACCAGGCCCUCGUCUUCUGUGCCCAGGACAACUUCCAUGGCCGUACCAUGGCUGCCGUCACCCUCUCCACCGACCCCGAGUCCAAGGACAACUACGGUCCUUACCUCCCCAACAUCAGCGCUACCUGCCCUACCUCCGGCAAGGCCAUCCGUUACGGCAAUGUUGAGGAUCUUGCUGCUAUCUUCGAGGUCCACGGCAAGGACACUGCUGCCUUCAUUGUUGAGCCCAUCCAGGGUGAGGCUGGUGUCGUUGUCCCCGCCGACGACUACCUCUUCAAGGUCCAGGAGCUCUGCAAGAAGCACAACGUCAUCCUCAUCUGUGACGAGAUCCAGACUGGUAUUGGCCGUACUGGUAAGAUGCUCUGCUCUGAGUGGUCCAACAUCAAGCCCGACAUGGUCACCCUCGGCAAGGCCAUUUCCGGCGGCAUGUACCCCGUCUCUGCCGUCAUCACCAGCAAGGAGAUCAUGACCGUUGUCGAGCCUGGCACCCACGGCUCUACCUACGGUGGCAACCCUCUCGGCUGCGCCGUCUCCAUCCGUGCCCUUGAGCUCAUUGAGGAGGAGAACAUGAUUGCCAACGCCCAGCGUCUUGGUGAGAUCUUCCGCCAGGGCGUCGCGGCCCUCAACUCUCCCAUCGUCAAGGUUGUCCGCGGCCGCGGUCUCCUCAACGCCGUCGUCAUUGACGAGGCUGCUGCCAACGGCCGCACUGCCUGGGACCUCUGCCUGCUCCUCAAGAGCAAGGGUCUCCUGGCCAAGCCUACCCACGGCGACAUCAUCCGCUUCGCUCCCCCCAUGGUCAUCACCGAGGAGCAGCUCCGCCAGGGUCUUGCUGUCAUUGCUGAAGCUAUCAAGGAGCUUCCCAACGUCGAGAAGGCUGCUGCUCACUAAAUCCUUUAGCCGACCUUAGCACGGAGUGAAAGCCGCAUCUGCUGAUCCGGCCGCAUAGAAGAGAGCGCGAGCUCUUGAGGGCAUUUGAACGACAAGAACAAACCACUGCAUCAUCAUUGUCUUUUUUGCGUUGCCUUUUUUAUCUUUGUUUUAUUUACGUUUUUUAUGACUGGGCUUCAGGUGUUAUAACGUCGUUUCUUUGAGAUACCCGCAGGAUAGCCAUGACCGCACCGCCACGCGCGACAGCAGCAGUAGCGAACGAACCGACCCGAUACGGACGAACAAAAAGGAGGCUAGGAAGAGGAAAAGAGCUGCUGAAAAAGAAAUAACUAUAUAGUGUUAGACAGAAAAGGAAACUAAACAAAGUUUUAUUUUUGCUCU